Molecule: messenger RNA, 1611 nt
Organism: Cordyceps fumosorosea ARSEF 2679
Lineage: Eukaryota; Fungi; Ascomycota; Sordariomycetes; Hypocreales; Cordycipitaceae
Product: Malic enzyme, NAD-binding protein
Exons: 6
Coding region: 1-1611 (536 amino acids)
Biological process (GO): pyruvate metabolic process; malate metabolic process
Cellular component (GO): mitochondrion
Molecular function (GO): NAD binding; malate dehydrogenase (decarboxylating) (NAD+) activity
Source: RefSeq, a predicted model, not a curated record
AUGUCUGCCGCGGAGCCAUCGUCCAGGUUUAGCCAUCUGCCUCGCGCGGCGUCUGACGCAUUGCAAUGCUCAGUUACCGGUCCGUUGCUGCUUUCCCUUGCCCGGUACAAUAAAGGCUCUGCUUUCCCGGACGAUGAGCGCAAAGCGUUUGCGCUGCACGGACUGUUGCCGCCCAAGAUCCAGACGCUCGAGGAGCAGGCUGAUCGUGCCUACCAGCAAUAUUCCAGCUGCGGUGACGACCUCUCCAAAAACACAUUCAUGGCCAGCAUGAAGGUGCAGAACGAGGUCCUGUACUACAAGCUUCUCCAAACGCACUUAAAGGAAAUGUUUAGUAUCAUAUACACUCCCACCGAAGCAGAUGCCAUUCAAAACUACUCUCGUCUGUUCAGAAAGCCGGAGGGUUGCUUUCUCAACAUUCGCGAUCAGGAUGCAAUUGACGAGUGCUUGGCUGCUUACGGCAACGCCGAGGAUAUCGAUUAUAUUGUAGUCAGCGACGGCGAAGAACAGAUCUUAGGCAUCGGAGAUCAGGGCGUCGGUGCCAUCCUCAUCUCCGCCGCGAAACUGACCAUUGCGACCUUGUGCGCUGGCAUUCACCCAUCACGUCAGCUUCCCGUCGUCCUGGACUGCGGCACCAAUGCUACUUGGAUACGCGGCUCUUCUUUCAUCUUUAUUGACUUUGCAAGUGAGGACUUUGGCAUCCAAAAUGCAAAGCGAAUCCUCGACAGAUAUCAGUCUCAGAUACCAUGCUUCAACGACGACAUUCAAGGUACCGGCUGUGUCACCGUUGCUGCUAUUCUUGCUGCACUACAUGUCAGCGACGUCAAGGUCACGGACGUCCGGGCCGUCAUAUUUGGUUCAGGCACCGCUGGGAUGGGGAUUGCAGACCAACUCGCCGACACCAUUGCCAGGCAAGCAGACAAAUCCAGAGAGGAUGCGCGCAAGCAAAUAUGGUGCAUCGACAAACUCGGCCUUCUCCUCAAGUCGCACGGCGACAAGUUGACUGCUUCCCAAGCGGAAAUUGCAAGGGACACGGACGAGUGGUCAACCGACAAACAACAUGGCCUGCUCUCUGUCAUCCAGCGCGUCAAGCCGCAUGUCCUAGUUGGAACAUCGACCGUGCCAAACGCCUUCGACGAGACGGUCAUUCGCGAAAUGGCCAAGCACGUCCAGAGGCCCAUUGUCUUUCCUUUGAGCAACCCAACUCGUCUACACGAAGCGCGACCAAAAGACCUCUUCACUUGGACCGACGGCAAGGCUCUCGUCGCGACCGCCGAGUGCAACAACUCUACUUGCUUUCCUGGCAUCGGCCUCGGCGCCGUUUUGUCUCGUAGCCGGCUCGUGUCCCGGAAGAUGCUGGUCGCAGCCGUCGAAGCGCUCAAGCUGAAGUCGCCUGCCCUGGGGAACCCUGCGCGCGCUCUUUUGCCUGAUGUGCAGGACGUGCGCGAAGUGAGUGUCGAGGUUGCUGCCAAGGUGAUUCAAUGUGCCGUGGAGGAAAACCUCGCGCAGGAGAAGGACAUCCCCCGCGACGAUGGUGAACUCAGAGAAUGGAUAAGGGCGCAAAUGUGGGAUGCUGCAUACCGGCCGCUAGUCAAGCAAAACGUGAAGAAUUAA